AUGGGUUCAAUGCAAAAUGAUGAUGAUGAUACAGGUUCCGGCAGUUAUCGAUUGCCUGCCGUAUCUGAGCCGCUCUCAUACGAUUUGUAUCUUGAUCUGACGGAUAACAGUUUCUCUAGUUAUACUGGCAUGGUUGACAUUACGAUUAAGUACACUGGCAACGAGUCAAGUUUUUCGUUAAAUAGUUUGGAUUUAACGAUAAAUGAAACGAGUGUUCGUGUUUUGCGCACCGAUGGAACAGUAGUGCCAUUGAAAUCGUUUGUCAUUUCACACCAAUUCGAGCAACUGCAUUUUACCUUUGAUGACCUGUUGGAAACAGGUUCAUCCUAUAAGAUUCACUUAGACUUUCAAGGUCUGAUAAAGACAGAUUUUUUCAAAGGUAUUUACCGUAGCAGUUAUGGAGUAGGAAAUGAUAUCAAAUACCUAGCAACGACUUUUUUGGCCGCAACUUACGCCCGAACCGUGUUUCCCUGUUACGACGAACCAUCCUAUAAGGCAAGAUUCAACAUCAAAAUUCGACAUCUGUCUCAUCAUACGGCUUUGUCAAAUAUGCCUGUAACGGUCAGCACGCACUUUGAUGGGUACAGUGAAACCACUUUUGAUACCACUCCUCUCAUGUCUACCUACUUGGUGGCAUUAGUCGUGUCGGAGAUGACAACACUUUCUUCGGACAAGGAGCUUUUCCGAGUUUUUGCCCCGGAAAACAAGGUAAAUUAUACCAUUUAUGCGCAUGACUUUGCCGUCCGAGCAGUACGUGCACUGGAAACACAUUUUGGUCGACAGAACCAAAUACCAAAAAUAGAUCUCGUAGGCAUUCCUGACUUUGCGAUGGGUGCCAUGGAGAACUGGGGUCUGAUAACGUUCCGAGAGGAUUAUUUGAUCUACGAAGAUGAGGAAGAAACAACGGCCCAAUCUAAACAAAGGAUAGCCUCUGUGGUGACGCAUGAGUUGGCGCACAUGUGGUUCGGCAACGAAAUUACUCCUGAAUGGUGGACCUACGUUUGGUUGAAUGAGGGUUUUGCCACCUAUUUCGAGUAUUACAUUACGUCACAGGUAGAACCCAGUCAAUCGUGUUCAGCCCGACCAAUGAAUUACUAUGCAACAGAUCCGGCAAUUCUGAAUGAGCUGUACGACUAUGUAGUGUAUGCAAAGAGUGCUUCGGUUAUACGGAUGAUGCAGAAUGUUAUUGGGCUUGAAACCUUCAAGCAGGCUAUCAACGACUAUUUACGAUCACGGAGUUAUCUCACGACCAAACCGGAGUAUCUUUACGCAAGCAUCGAAAAGUUCCGUACAGUCGAUCUUCCGGCUAGUGUAGAAUCCAUCUUCGAGAGCUGGGCUAAUGCACCGGGCUAUCCUGUCGUAACGGUUACGGUCGAUCGUACCCAGCGUACGUUAACGGCUUCCCAGAAGCGCUUUUGGAUGCCAAACGAAGUAGAUUCACCACCGGAAAAUAAGCUGUUCUAUAUUCCGCUGAAUUAUGCUUCAAAUGUACCGUCGUCAAACGAUUUCCAAGAUACAGCUCCUACAUUCUGGUUGACUCCAGAAAACCCUUCCACGACCAUUGCACUAGAGACGGGUGUCGAGUGGCUUGUAGUGAACAAGCAGCAGACAGGAUACUAUCGCGUGAACUACGAUGUCGAGAGCUGGCGCAAACUGAUCGAGGUACUGAAUAGCGAUCGUUUUGAGGAACUUCUUCCCGUCAUAAAUCGAGCACAACUUGUAGACGAUGUAGCAAAUCUAGCCCGCGCGGGUCAAGUCGGGUACGAUGUGGCAUUGUCCCUGAUACAAUAUCUGGAGCGGGAAACGGAGUACAUACCCUGGAGUACAGCUUACGAUGCAUUGUUGCACCUUGAUCGAAUGUUUUCAGGUAACAAGGAAUAUGUGCGAUUCGAAAGCUAUGGGCGAACUAUAACCUCGCACGUUUUCAAUCGAUAG
Anopheles marshallii is the source of this 1935-nucleotide messenger RNA. RefSeq names its product aminopeptidase N-like. Gene Ontology annotation, molecular function: metalloaminopeptidase activity; peptide binding; zinc ion binding. The record is from RefSeq and is a predicted model, not a curated record. The transcript is spliced from 6 exons. Gene Ontology annotation, cellular component: cytoplasm. The coding region runs from base 1 to 1935 and encodes 644 amino acids. NCBI's taxonomy places the organism in Eukaryota, Metazoa, Arthropoda, Insecta, Diptera, Culicidae. Gene Ontology annotation, biological process: proteolysis; peptide catabolic process.